UCAGGCGAAAAGGAAAACAAGAAACGUCGACUGUUGUUUGUUAUCAGUUGGUUUGUUUUUCUAGUAGAUUAUUUAUCACUCUUUAAACGGACAUGGAGGACGACGUUCUUACAACGCUGAAAAUAUUGAUCAUCGGAGAAAGUGGUGUUGGAAAGUCAAGUCUUCUGCUGCGAUUCACAGAUGACACAUUUGAUCCAGAACUUGCAGCUACAAUUGGUGUGGAUUUUAAGGUGAAGACCCUCACGAUCGAUGGCAACAGGGCAAAACUUGCCAUUUGGGACACUGCCGGUCAGGAGCGCUUCCGCACGCUCACGCCCAGCUACUACAGAGGAGCUCAGGGAGUCAUACUGGUCUAUGAUGUCACAAGGAGAGAUACGUUUGCCAAACUAGACAACUGGCUGAAUGAGCUGGAGACGUACUGCACAAGAAAUGACCUGGUGAAGAUGCUGGUGGGGAACAAAAUCGACAAAGAAGGCCAUGAAUUGGACAGAAGUGAAGGACUCAAGUUUGCACGCAAACAUUCCAUGCUGUUUAUAGAGGCGAGCGCAAAGACACGAGACGGUGUCCAGUGUGCGUUUGAGGAGCUUGUGGAGAAGAUCCUUCAGACUCCUGGCCUGUGGGAGAGCGAGGGGAGAGGAGGCGUCCGGCUGGCUGAUGAUGAGGACGUGGCACCGGGGAGCUGUGGGGGCUACUGCUCCCUGGUCUAACACCUCCACCAACACCACCACCACACGUUCUCGCGUACAUCUACAGUAGGAAACAGACAUCUUCUGAAAGGGAAAAAAAAACAUUCACACGUGCAUAGCCACUUUUCUUGGGCAGGUACGUCUCUGUUUAUCACAGGCAUGCAAGUGCUUACGUACAGACACACUCAUAGACAUACACAGGCGUACACACACACACACACACACAGUACACUAUAGGAACAUAGAUCUCCCUCAGCCAUCAGAAAAAAUAUGUCCCAAGCUCACAUCAUUUUUAUCGCAAAGCCGCUAAAACAUUAACGCUAUCAGUAGAAAACAUACCCAUGACCUCAUGACCAACUGAAGGAGAAAACCAGAGGCUAUGUCAUCUGUCAGGACCGAAUUAUCCAUUAACUGUCUGCAUGGGAGUUUUCAUUUGCAUGCUCCCCCAAUGCUAGCCCAACUCCCUUCAUUUGUUGAAGAUACCUGAUCACGCUAUUCUUUGAGGAGAGAUCACGCAGAAUUAGUUGUUGUCAUAGAAAUGGAAGCUUUGACUACAGAAAACAAACACACUCAAUUACUACCACAAAAACAUAUCAGAUUGUCCAUUUUCAGAUUCUCCUUAGCAGGAUAAGUUUGAUUCCCUUUUCAUUUUUUUUUUUUUUUUUUUGGUCGAACUGUAUGGUAUGCUGGUGCAGAAGCAUGGCAACAGGAGACCAGUAGACCAGACCCGGCUCUGUGCUCGGCUUGGCAUGGCACGACCUGCCAUUUUUUUUUCUGCUCCACAUGCACAGCAUUUUUCUAUUUUGUUGUGGCUAUGAUGUUGAUCAUCUCUUUCAGUGUUCACACAUGCACACUGCCACAAUAGAACUUACGUGCUGAAAGAAAGUUACCAACAGAUGAAAGAUAAAAAGCCCCGCAGUAGUCUGUGUUUUGGCCGAGAGGUGCGAGUCGUCUGCGUCCCAGCUAGUCGGCCCGCGUGAGGUGGAAAAAUCUGGAAAAGUAUCGCCUGUUCAGCGGCAGAGGAUUGUGAGUCAUAAGGGUGUGUACACAAGCCAUCAGACACAAAGACGGACAGACAUAUGCAGACAGACAGACAGAAAGCGCGUAUUGCCAGCGAAAAAGAGGCAGAGGGACGCCCUUUACUCAUGUUCCUAUUUGUUCCCUUACAGUUUGUCAUCAUUUAUUACUUUUGAGCUUUUAAUUCCAUCCAAAGGGUUGUCAGUGCUAUUGUUUAAAAUUGAAAGUAACCUUUGACCCUAAGUAGCCUGGCAACGUGGGCCUGCCCCUUCAGUCUCACCGUAACACUGUGCAGGUGGUUUGUCUUGAGAGGGGGUUAUUUUUAUUUCUCUCUAUUGUCUGUAGUCUUUAUUUGGUUAUUUUUCCCCCCUCUGGUAUGUGUCUGUGUGUAUCACGAAAGCUUAAAUAUGUUUUCUUCUUGGGAAUGGGAUUGGGUGUUUUAUGUAUGACCAUGUUUUUGAUUCACCAAUAUUUAUUUGUUUUCAAAGAAGGUUCUCCAAAGAUUGACUUUUUUUACUAUAAGGACUGGAGAUAUAUGAUUGGUUGAAAUCACAGAAAGGAAGAGCAAAGAUAUUAGCCACGGGAUGUAAGUUCUUUUUUAAAAACGUGCAUCCCUUGUUUAGCUGCGAAGAAUGUAAAGCCAGUAUAGUGGCAUAGUAUGAGUAGCACCUGCUGGGCUUAUUGCAUGUUUUUUUAACAGACUGAUAUUAACUGUAUAUGACCUAUUAUUGUUUGUAACUUCAAAAAAAACCUAAACAACUAUUUACAAUAAAUGAACUCAAAAAGA
Alosa alosa (allis shad) is the source of this 2490-nucleotide messenger RNA. Its product is annotated as ras-related protein Rab-18-B-like. The transcript has 7 exons. Gene Ontology annotation, molecular function: GTP binding; GTPase activity. NCBI's taxonomy places the organism in Eukaryota, Metazoa, Chordata, Actinopteri, Clupeiformes, Clupeidae. The record is from RefSeq and is a predicted model, not a curated record. Bases 93 to 707 code for a protein of 204 amino acids.